Linepithema humile (Argentine ant) is the source of this 4585-nucleotide messenger RNA. Its product is annotated as probable ATP-dependent RNA helicase DDX20. Gene Ontology annotation, cellular component: SMN complex. Gene Ontology annotation, biological process: spliceosomal snRNP assembly. Gene Ontology annotation, molecular function: RNA binding; RNA helicase activity; ATP binding. Lineage: Eukaryota; Metazoa; Arthropoda; Insecta; Hymenoptera; Formicidae. The record is from RefSeq and is a predicted model, not a curated record.
GGCACUGACAAAAUUCGUUGCUUGUAAGCGCCAAUAAACGUGUGUAAAGUGUUCGAUAUUAUAAAAACAAUUCGGUUGUAAUUUAAUUUAAACAUAUUUUCCAUUAUUUUUAUCAAUUUUAAUUUAAUAGGAAAAUGGCUCAGUACAUUGCACAUGACAUAAGCAAAAAAACUCGGACGAAAGAUAUAAAGAUACAAGAUGACGUCACAUUUUUUCAAAUGGGUUUCUCACAAAAUAUUUUGGAUGGGUUAAUAGUCGCUGGAUUUCAAAGACCAUCUCCUAUACAGUUAAAAGCUAUCCCAUUAGGUCGUUGUGGAUUUGAUCUUAUAACACGUGCAAAAUCAGGAACUGGAAAGACGUUAGUAUUUGGCAUAAUAGCUCUGGAAAUGUUAGAUAUUCAGGUAUCAUCUCCACAAGUUUUAAUAAUAGCACCUACCAGGGAGAUUGCUAUUCAAAUAUCUCAUGUUAUUAAAGCAAUAGGUUCAAAAAUGGAAGGAUUAAGUGUUGAAUAUUUUGUGGGAGGAAUAUCAAUAGAAGAAGAUAAAAAGAAAUUAAGCACAUGCCACAUAGCUGUUGGUGCUCCAGGCCGACUGGAACACUUAAUUGAAAAGAGAUUACUCAGAGUUUCAACAAUAAGGUUACUUGUUCUUGAUGAAGCAGACAAGUUGUUGGAGAUUAAUUAUCAAAAAAGUAUCAAUCACAUAAUUUCUAAAUUACCAACCAACAAGCAAGUUAUAGCCUCUAGUGCUACUUAUCCUGGAGAUUUAGAAACAUUUCUGCAAGUAUACAUGUCUUCUCCAAUAUUAGUAUCACCAGAUCUUGAUGGACCAAUAUUGAUUGGGAUCAAACAAUUUGUGGCUGUGGUUUCUGUACAUCCCAAUUCCAUGAAACAGGUACAAAUAAAAGUGGAUGAGCUAGUCAAAAUUUUUACCAAGAUUUCCUUUAAACAAUGCCUAGUCUUUACAAAUUAUCAAUCACGAACUCAGUCAAUAAGCAAUAAAAUUAAUUUUAAAGGUUUUUCAUCUUUACAUAUUUCUGGAAAUCAGGACAUGACUAAUAGAUUGGGUACAAUUGAAAAAUUGAGGAACUUUGAAUGUAGAAUAUUGGUGACCACCGAUCUAACUGCAAGAGGUAUAGAUGUAGAAAAUAUAAACAUGGUUGUAAAUUUUGAUAUACCUACGGAUGCAGCGACAUAUUUACAUAGAAUCGGCAGAGCUGGUCGUUAUGGAUCUCACGGAAUUUCUAUUACAAUUAUUUCCGAAAAUGAGCUUUUAUCAUUUAGAGAACUAUUAACUUCAGUUGGUGGACCAAACUUUUAUCUCUUCAAACUUAAUUAUGAUUAUGCGGAAGAUGUUUGGGCUAGCGAUACUGCAGUAUUUGAGAAAGUUUAUUCGAAGUCCGAGAAAAGUCGUACAGAGUUAUCGGAUAUUGAUAAAGCAAUUCUUGAAUCUGAAAACGGUAUACCUAUAGUAUUACCUAUACGUAAAUUAUCUCCAGAAGUCAAUAGUACAUCAAAAAAUAAUAUUGCAAAUUCUUCUGCUGUAAAACAUAGUGAAUGUGAAAGUGUUGAAUUCAGAAACAAAGCGGCCAAUGGUACGUCAUCAUCAGAAAAUACUGGUAUUACAAAACAUAAGGAAAGUAAAAGCGAUUUGUUGAAGCAUGUUGCAAGUAAUGGUACAUCAUUAUCGGAAGAAAAUAUUUCGGAUUUAACUGAUAUGAAAGAUAAUAUAUGUAAAAAUGUUUCACCAAAGCAUACAACAACCAGUAAUACAUCAUCAUCAAAAAGUGAUAUUACAAAUAUUAUUAUGACAUACGAAAAACAUAAAAGUAUCUUGAAAGAUGGAAAAUGCCAUGGAGUUGUUUAUAAUAAUAAACGUUUGAAACAAAAAAAAACUAAUCUAGAUGAGAAAAUAAAGAUUAGUUCAUUAUUUGAACAUUAUGAUCAAGGGAGAAUUCAGAGAAAAGCAAAUUUUCAACGAUCUACUGAUAUUUCUGAGGAAUGUAAAGAAGUAUCAACUACUACAGAUUCAUCCGAGUCAAGAAAUACACAUAAAUGUACGAUAACACCUGAUAGUUCAAAUAGUCCUUCGCCUAUGGAGCAAUUAAAUGAAAAUAUGUUCAAAGUAGAUUUCUUAAAUAUGCAGGAUCAUAAGCUAUCAAAUGCUGACAUUGAAAAUAUCAGUGAAUACAUGAAGUCUUUAUUAAGCGAUGAAGAAGAAAAAAAUGAUACAUUGAUUUCAGUUUCUACUUGUGAGAACAUGGUGGAUAACGAAAAAAUUUCUCACGAUAUAGAUUCUGCCAAAGAUUCUGAUUUAAUGUAUAGUUCGAAAUCACCCAUAAAAGAAUCAGAUAAUAAUAAGAACAAUGAAAUCUGGGAUGAAUUAAAUAAUUACUUAUUAAUGUAUUCUAAAGAAAUGAAGGAAAACAACAAUGACACUUGUAUAAAUGAUGAAAAAUCUCUGGAGAAAGUAGCUUCCAACUGGAAAGAAUUACUUGAUCUUGAAAUUAAUUUAUUAGAUGAUAUGACCAAAAGUAUGACCGACUCUAUUCAUAAACUAGUGUAUGAAGAAUAUUGUUCUGCACUUAAAAUUUUCCUUUGUAUCCAAAAGCGGGCUUUCUUAUGUGUUUUUCCACAAUUUCGUAAUGAUGAAGAAGUGCAAGAUACUUAUAUAUAUUCGAAAUGUAAUUCCGAUAAUAAUUUGUUGGAUAUGUAUAAGGAAAUAGAAGGUUUUAAGAGUCGUUUCUAUACAUUAGGAAAGAAAUUUAAUACAUAUUUUCCUUAUCCUACAAAUAUCGAAGAAUAUAUGCCAAAUUUAAUGAUAUUAAACUCUGAAAUGGAAGAAUAUCACAAAGCACUACAGUUUCUUAAAACAUAUGGAGAUCCCAAUAAAAAAUUAUUGGAAAUAAUAGAUUAUAUAGCAUUUUUAAGUGAAACUGAACAUCACAAUUUAUUGCAGAAGAUAAAAGAUAAAAAGUUAUCUUUUCCAGAUAUCAAGGAGUUUCUUAUAGAAGAAAUAGCAAAAAGAGACCUAGAAAAUAGUAAAUUAACGAAACAUUUACAAGGAUCUGAAAAAUCGAUCUCUUCAGAAAAAGAUGAUGAGUUAACAGAGUCUCUGCAAACGUUUGAAGAGCCAGUUUUAUUGAAAAAUCAGAAUGAUAAGACCGCUCAUCAGAAACAAGAUAAAACGGAUGUUUCAAGAAUAAAUAUAGUAAAUAAUACGAAUCUAAAAACAAAGAAAACACAGGAAGCUUGUUCUAAUGAAGUUACAGUUGUCAACCAAAAUAAGCAUGUAAUAGAAAAUACAAAAUGUACUAUUCCUAUUAAUACAAUCUCUAAUAUUAACAAAGUAGAAGUAAGCAAAAACGAUUCAAAAACGAUUCAAGAUUCAAACAAUAGUAAAAAAUUAUUAUUUCAAGUGAAGAAAAAGAACAAUGAAGAUAAUGAAAGUUCUCGGAAUAUCUCCAGCGAGUCAUCAUUUAUAUCACCUAAGGAUAUUAUAUAUUCAAGUAUUGAUAAAGUUGCAUGCGACACUCAAAGAGAGUGGAAAAUGAUAUCCACGAUGAAUAGUAAACAGAAACCUGGCAAAAAGAUCACUAAAAAAGGAAAAAACAAGCAAAUCAAAUAUAUACCUAUACAAACAAAUAAUAUUGUUUAUAAUGAUAUAGAUGAUUCACAUAGGAAACUUGUUGAACGAGCAAAAGCUUAUAAACAACAGAAUGAUUUAAAGAAUAGCAGAGAUGCAGAUAAUUUAGCUAGUUUUGUCAGACAUUCAAGUACAUCAAAUUCAUAUGAAACUACAAAUACAAAGAAAAUUUCUCAAUCUUUAUUAAAUCCAACCGAGCAGCAAGCAGGCUUAUCAAAUCAAAUCGAUCCUUCCUGUCAAUGGAGUGAGUAUGUAGCCGCCGAUUCUUGUCCUCGCACACACGAAAUUCAUAGAUUGGAUGAUAAUAUAACAAACGAUACUCUGUACGAAACGGAUAUCGAUAAGUUCCUAUCAUCUUUAAAAAGGCAAACAGAUCAGUUGCAUCUACAGAUUUACAAGACUCAAAUGUUUGAGAAUUGGAUUUCGUACGAUGAAUGAUCAUGGAAUUAAUUUAAAGAAAGAAGAAGGUAAAGUAUGGUGGAGUAACAUAAAAGAAGAGAUUGCGAAAGAAAGAUUAAUGCGGCACCGCGGGCACAUUUCGUCGGAUCUUUUCUCAUGAUUUCUUUAUGAUGUAGCGGCAGCAAAGAAUGACAUGUGAAUCGAUCCACAGCGAAAGGUCACGCAUUACUGAUACUUAACACGCAUCGGUAAGACGUGAACUGUGUGCCGCGAGUGACCUUUUCCUACCGAUUCGACACUACCUGUGGUUAUGUAAUCGGAACUGUGAUGGAAUCUUGCAUAGUUUUAUUGAUCAAAUAGUGUAUUGAUUGUUAGUCAGGGGUAGAAUAAUUUCACAUAAUUUUUUGUGAAAAUUAAUAUUUGUUAAUAACAUACAUAAACAUGUGUGUUAUAAGCAACUGACUUUUUGUCUUACACAAGUAUGUAUAUUUUCUUAUGUAUAAAUAUUUUUAUAUUAAUCUGAAUUAUAAUUAUUAACAAGC